AUGGGUCCCGGAAAGGCCGCCGGACAUACAGCGCUUGUCCGCACGCGCACGCUAAAAUGUAAGGAAGAAUUCCUCGAUCGUGCAAUAAAUCCAGGAGCAGUUGCUAAACAGAUUGCUCUGGUCUCUGCCCGUAUAGAAGCAUGCGAAAGGGAACUUCCCGCACUUGGGAGCGAUCUCAACGGCAGCUCGUGGCCCCUGUGCGACCCUGUAUGGUUUGCGGAAAUGGAGCAACAGCUCGAUUUCGCGAUAGUGCAGGGAUCGCUGUUCACUGUCGACGGAAUGUCGACCUUUGAUGUUCCGUCUGGCCAUCUCGUUAUCCUCGAACAAGAGAUGUUGAGGAGAAAGCGCUACGACAGUGCCAUGAAAUGGAUUACUAUUGUUGUAAGCGCGUUGAACAAGGACAGGCAGUUGCUGGCUCAGUUGCUGGCUCAGUUGCGGGCCCAAAGUGAAGCUUGA
This is a messenger RNA of Gamsiella multidivaricata, 456 nucleotides long. RefSeq lists its product as uncharacterized. The record is from RefSeq and is a predicted model, not a curated record. The transcript has a single exon. The coding region runs from base 1 to 456 and encodes 151 amino acids. NCBI's taxonomy places the organism in Eukaryota, Fungi, Mortierellomycota, Mortierellomycetes, Mortierellales, Mortierellaceae.